Messenger RNA from Dentiscutata erythropus, 820 nucleotides. Lineage: Eukaryota; Fungi; Glomeromycota; Glomeromycetes; Diversisporales; Gigasporaceae. The record is from the annotation of a GenBank genome assembly.
AUGGAUGAAAAAUGCAUAGACGUCUCCAUAGAUACUUCUAUUCCAGUUAUCGAUGAAUGGAUUACAUCCUCAGACGGUGUCAAAAUAUAUACUAGAACUUGGAAGGUAGUAUCCGAUGAGCCUAUUGCUACAGUAGUAUUCCUUCAUGGUUUUGGUGAACAUAUUAAACGUUAUAAUCAUGUAUUCGAUAAAUUCGCAAGAGAAAAUAUCGAAGUUUAUGCUUAUGAUCAACGUGGUUUCGGUGAAACUGCUGUAAAAAAUAAAAAUCCUGGUAUGACUGGUGGUUGGAAAGUUGCUACAAAUGACAUUACUGAAGCUUUAAAAUGUCGACGAAGAGAUGGCAUUCCUCAAUUUCUGAUUGGUCAUAGCAUGGGUGGUGGUCUUGCAUUACACUAUGCCGCCGAAGGUCCUGAAAGGCACAAAAUAGCAGGUUAUAUUUCUACGUCGCCUUGGAUUCUAUUGUCACCCAAUGAUCCUCAAGCUAAAAAACGGGAUGUCAUGCUGUCCGCAGCUCCUAUCCUUGGCUGGUUUUUACCAAAUGUAACUACAAAUGCUGGCGUAAAUGCCAAAUACAUUUCUCAUGAUCCAGUUGAAGUUGAAAAAUACAAGGAAGAUCCUUUAGUUCAUAACAUUGUUUCUAUAAGUUCUUUUGUAGAUAUGGUUUCAGGUGGAAAAUUAAUUAUUAAUAAGGAAUAUACAGAUAUAACUUUCCCAAUUUAUAUUGCUCACGGUUCCGCAGAUCUGAUUACUGAUCCAAACGCUUCUAAAUCAGUCAUCGAGAAGAUAAAAUCUGAGGAUAAAACUUUCAUUGAAUGGGAGG